Molecule: messenger RNA, 3887 nt
Organism: Microtus ochrogaster (prairie vole)
Lineage: Eukaryota; Metazoa; Chordata; Mammalia; Rodentia; Cricetidae
Gene: Lhx6
Product: LIM homeobox 6
Biological process (GO): regulation of transcription by RNA polymerase II; forebrain neuron development; neuron differentiation
Cellular component (GO): nucleus
Molecular function (GO): DNA-binding transcription factor activity, RNA polymerase II-specific; RNA polymerase II transcription regulatory region sequence-specific DNA binding
Source: RefSeq, a predicted model, not a curated record
CAUGUACACAAAUGUGCCGGGCUCGGCACUGUAUCAACAGAGUGUGGCUUCACAUGGAAUCCAGCUCUGCAGAUGGGCUGACCACGGAUUCCUCUCGCACUUAUGAACCGGCUGUGCGAGGGCGGUGGGUGCCCUUGAGGGAGAGGCGGUAGUAGGAGCUGUGAGGUUGUAAGCCCGCCAGUGUCUUUGUACGUUAGCAUGUUCCCAGAGUCUCUCUGUAGCGCUGAGUUUCAGCGUGUCUCUCUGUGUGUAUGUCUCUGAGUCUCUGCCUCCUUGAGAGUGUCUCGCUCUUCUUAGCGGGGAGGGGAUUGGUCACGCAUGACUCAUCUUGAACGGAGCGGGGCUCCAGCGGCAGGGCGGUCGUCGCUGCAGCUGGAAGGGGAGGAGGACGAAGAGGAGGAGGAGGAAGAGGAGGAGGAGGAAGAGGAGGAGGAGGCAGCAGCGGCAGCCGCAAAGGCAGCUGCAGGGACCUCUCCAAGUUUGUCGGGACCUUCUUCGGAGGAGGCAGUGGCGCCGGCAGCCAGGGAGGCCGGGACUGAGUUCAGGCCGGGGGCGGGGGCUGAGGCUGGGCCCGGGGCUGCGGGGCCCGAGCCUCUGCUCUCCAGCUCUCUCAGCAGCCUCUGCCCCCAGGGCGCCCGAGGCCCCCCUCCGCGCCGCUCGCGGUGCUGUGCGCCCGCAGAGCCCUCUGCUUCCGUGCCGAUGUACUGGAAGCAUGAGAGCGCCGCCCCGGCACUGCCUGAGGGCUGCCGCUUGCCGGCGGAGGGCGGCCCCGCCACUGACCAGGUGAUGGCCCAGCCAGGGUCCGGCUGCAAAGCGACCACCCGCUGUCUUGAAGGGACCGCGCCGCCUGCCAUGGCUCAGUCAGACACCGAGGCCCUGGCAGGCGCUCUCGACAAGGACGAAGGUCGAGCCUCCCCAUGUACGCCCAGCACACCGUCUGUCUGCUCACCACCUUCUGCCGCCUCUUCCGUACCGUCUGCAGGCAAGAAUAUCUGCUCCAGUUGCGGUCUCGAGAUUCUGGACCGGUAUCUGCUCAAGGUCAACAACCUCAUCUGGCACGUGCGGUGCCUCGAGUGCUCGGUGUGUCGCACAUCGCUGAGGCAGCAGAAUAGCUGCUACAUCAAGAACAAGGAAAUCUACUGCAAGAUGGACUACUUCAGCCGAUUUGGAACCAAGUGCGCCCGAUGUGGCAGACAAAUCUAUGCCAGUGACUGGGUGCGGCGGGCGCGCGGCAACGCCUACCACUUGGCCUGCUUUGCCUGCUUCUCCUGCAAGCGUCAGCUGUCCACCGGGGAGGAAUUCGGCCUGGUUGAGGAGAAGGUGCUUUGCCGCAUCCAUUACGACACCAUGAUCGAGAACCUCAAGAGGGCCGCGGAGAAUGGGAACGGUCUCACGUUGGAGGGGGCAGUGCCCUCGGAACAGGACAGUCAGCCCAAGCCGGCCAAGCGCGCGCGGACGUCUUUCACCGCAGAGCAAUUGCAGGUUAUGCAGGCUCAGUUCGCGCAGGACAACAACCCCGACGCGCAGACGCUGCAGAAGCUGGCGGACAUGACGGGCCUCAGCCGCAGGGUCAUCCAGGUGUGGUUUCAGAACUGCCGAGCGCGUCAUAAAAAACAUACACCGCAGCACCCGGUGCCGCCCUCAGGGGCGCCCCCAUCCCGCCUCCCCUCCGCCCUGUCCGACGACAUCCACUACUCUCCGUUCAGCAGCCCCGAAAGGGCGCGAAUGGUCACCCUGCACGGCUACAUCGAGAGUCAGGUUCAGUGCGGGCAGGUGCACUGCCGACUGCCUUACACCGCGCCCCCUGUCCACCUCAAAGCCGAUAUGGAUGGGCCGCUCUCCAACCGGGGUGAGAAGGUCAUCCUUUUUCAGUAUUAACGCUACCGGCACUUGCGCAUCUGUCCAUGGGCACCGCACAGCUGCCCCUCAGCCGCUGAGAUCAGCAUCCAGCUGUGGCCAGGGAUCCACCUCUGCAUACACUCUCACCCACUGCCAUCCUGCCCUCUGCCAGUGGUCACCCCAGCCCAAGCCCGGUCUUUCCCUCCCCUGCCAAGAACCAGAACCCACCAGGAGCAGCAGAGACCCUCUCUGAGAAGGCAGGUUCCCAGAAAUGUGGCAUCAGCAUGAAAACAAGCAGCCUGCCCUUCCUCAUCAAACAGGAAUCAUCGCUAACAGCUGAUCACAGGAGCAAUGGCAAACUGAGUCGCGAGUCACCAACAGUCUCCUACUUCACAGGUUUUCUUCCCCCCACAUUGGCCUUUAUUUACUACUUUCUUAGAACCAUCUCUGAAUUCUGAAUAGCCAACCACCCCCAACAUUAUAUACUCUGUUGCUUUUGUCUGGAAAACUCUACAGUGUUUGUGGGAUGUCCCCAAAGAAAAGCUAUGUUCUAAUUUUAUCAUUUCCAUCUGUCUGGUUAUGUCAAGUUAACUCAGAAAAAGAAGAGAUCCUGACCAACCCUGAGAGGCCCAGUAGGGCGGAGAUGGAGGCCUGCCCAGAUGAAGAGACAGAGGGGCAGGCAGUGGUGGAUGCCAGAGAACACCCCCCAUUGGCAUGGAGGAGUGGGACUGGGUACACUGGACUUGGUGGGGUGAUAACCGUUUCAGCUACCCAGCAGGAGUCAAGGCAAGGAUAUGUACCAUCUGCAUAGUGACACUGCUGAAUGUUUGGGUGGGCUGGCAUCAGGGACCCUUGUAGACCACUUCUCAGUCCUGAGAGGAGGGCCUGAGCCAGUCUUCUCUGGGGGUGGGGUGGGGUGGGAACAGAACCCAGUGAAAUGGUGGUCCAAAUCUUAGUUCUGAUUCAUGCUGGAGUGAAGAGAGGUGCCCAUGGCCUCAGUGAGUAGCCAAGCCCAGGAUUUCAGCAGGCACCUCUGCAAUUUCUCCAGCAACUCUGAGCAGAGCCAGCUCCACCCAUGCUCCACCCAUUCCUGAGAGCAGAGGCCAAUUCCAACUAAAGGUCUCAGGGUACACAGGGCCCCUUCUGUUUUCAGGGGGUGCCCAUUUGUCCCACACUUAUCCUGUGAUUACAGAAGCACUUGGUGGGCUGAUGCACUUCUCACAUGACGCUGCUAGCGGCAUGUUUUCUCCAGAGUCCUCCUCUUUGCUUUGAGAAGGAGACUCCAGGACAGGGAAGGCAAGUUUCUAGAAUGAAUGCAGUUGCUGUCCUUACUUCACCCGUGACAGACAUCACUAAUCUAUCACAGCACUCUAUCUCACGGAGUCUGGAUAAGGUUUCAGAAUCCCCAUGCUUGAAAUUAGCACUUGAUGAGAAGCAUUGUGCUAUUUGCUGUGGGACCUGGAGGAGGGUUAGGCAUGGGUGCCGCCCCGGAAGGGAACUUUCAUCAUUUCCCUUCCAAAAUUGUCAGCUGACUGAGGACAAAGAGAAAGCACCUCCCAGAAUGCUGUGAGCGUGGUUCAGUUCAGAACUCCGGCAGUAGCCUGAGCCAGGCACUGACUUAGGCAGGAGGAACCUGGCCUGAUCUGGCUUUGGGGAACCCAGAUCUUUCCUCUGAUUUUGCUCCUUAAUGAUCAAAACCCCAAUUGCAACCAUGUGGGAAGUGGCCAGCUGAACCCAGGUCACUCGUCCCCACUCUGCCUUGAGCCUUCCCCCGGGGUCUAAUUUUUGUGUGGGUCACGUGGCAGUAGCAUGUUGCAGUUCAGAUGUCUUCACUACCCUGUUCAGAACAGCCUGGGAAUGUACAGGCCGACAAGGCUAUUUAUUUAAAUACACACAGAAAAGGGGGGAACACACAAACGGAAAAAAUAGUAAGCACUUUUUUUGUAAACCAAUGUCUGUUUUGUUACAUACCUUUCAUGUCGUGCUUUGUAAAUGUCUUAUUUGUGUAAUAAAUAAAGUUAAUGCGAGUAGAAGUGCUGGCACUUAAA